AUGACCGAUGCGUCGCCAACCCCGUCGGAAUCUCAACCGACUGUAACGACCCUCGAGCAUCCUUACUACGGGCUUUAUGGUCAUUACUGGAAGGCCAGCAGGGAUGUGCCGCCAACCAAAUGGCUUCCAAAGAACAAGAAGCUCUGCGCUUGUGGUGACCAUCAGGCAAGCCAAUGGCCGAUGGAGCACGCAGUCAUUACGAUUCCUCCCUGCGCCUACAAGUGUCCCUACUGCCCAAAGUUCGAUGCUCUCGAUACCACCGACCCUCAAGUGGUGAAGAUCCGUGCCCAUAUCAAACGCGACCAUCUGAAGAAAAUGCCGGAUGAAUUCCCUGGGCUCACGGUCACCCCGGGCAGAGUGACAAAACCCCGCGUACCUAAGCCAUGA
Molecule: messenger RNA, 387 nt
Organism: Penicillium concentricum
Lineage: Eukaryota; Fungi; Ascomycota; Eurotiomycetes; Eurotiales; Aspergillaceae
Product: Major facilitator superfamily domain general substrate transporter
Exons: 5
Coding region: 1-387 (128 amino acids)
Source: RefSeq, a predicted model, not a curated record